Blepharisma stoltei is the source of this 3589-nucleotide messenger RNA. Lineage: Eukaryota; Ciliophora; Heterotrichea; Heterotrichida; Blepharismidae. The record is from the annotation of a GenBank genome assembly.
AUGUCCUGGCUUGAAGUUGGAGCCGAUGAAACUCAGGCUUUUGAAAGGAAAUUUUUUAAGAUUUCAAAGCAAAAUUCAAUUGUUGAGUCAGUUUUUGAGUUUUAUCGUCGACUUCAUUUAGAAAAGAAUUUUGGAGAAAAAUUUUAUAAAGCUCAAAAGGUCAAAAUAGCAGUUGAAGAGCUAACAUGAUGCAUUCAGAUUAUAGCGCUUUUGUGGGUCCCAAAUAUUCCAAUUAAAAAUUGAAACAAGAACAAUCUGCUAUGGAGUUUUAUUGACUUCUUGAGAAUUGAUAUACUAAUUGCCCGAGAAUGGCGCUAUUUGCGCCAUUCUCUGGCAAUACGGAAAUUCAACUCCACACGGGAACGAUUUUCCACGUGUGUAGCCAUUUUUCACACAUGGAAGCCAGGAUUCUCAUGUAUGAAAAAAAUGGCUCCACAUGUAGAAAAUCUUUCCCGUGUGGAGGCGAUUUUCGGUUGCCCGAGGAUGGCGCAAAAUAUCGCCAUCCUCGGGCAAUUUCUAUACAACAUGUUCGACUUUUGGAAUUAUGGGUGAAUGCCUAUAUUUAUCAAUUCUGAUUACAUUUAUUAAUUUUUCAGGUAUUUUAGUUCUAGUUUUUGUUGUUUACCGAUCUAUUAAUAUACCUCAAACAAUUUUAAAAAUAUUUAGGAAAAUACUUUACUUAUGAGUGACCCAGCUCUCUAUACCUUCUAUGAUUUUAUUUUCCAUAUUUUUGAAAUAUAAUUUUUCGACACAAAAAGAAGUGGCAGAGUACGAAAACCACAAUAAAUUCAGUGACUUUGAGAUAAAUACUCCAUGACAAGUGCUGACUGUUAUUGCAAUGGUAGUCUCAUUUAUUCUGCUUUUAUUUUUUGCUGAAUUUUCCGGAGAAAUUAGGCAUUCUGCAGCUUUAAAAAAUUUGGGGUCAAGAGCUCAUUCGAAAAUUGAAGUUCAUAAAGCGAUUUUUACGUACUCUUUUCCAAUCCUUUAUGCUAUACUAGCAGAAGAUUACAUUGCUUAUUUUCAAUUAUAUACGUUGGUAACUUCAGGAUUGUUUACAAUAGAAACUAUGAUAUUUAAUCCUUACUAUUGUCUUUAUUACCACGUUCUAGUAAUUGUUCGAUUUUCUAUAGUUGCUUUAGUAUCUUUUAUAUUUCUUUUAGGAUACUGACUUAACAACUCUUUAUUAAUUACUUUGCUUACGAUAAUUUUGGUGCCUUUGUACUCAGCACUAAUUAUUAUUUUUGUCUUGAAAUCAACUAAAAAGAAAUCACAAAGCAUUCCCAGAAACUUGGUGGACAUAGGCUCUAAGUAUUGUUUAGAAAAAUCACUUACUCCCCCCUCCGUGAGUGAGCAAAAUCAUUGAAAAAUCUCCAAAAGCCCGCCUCCGUAAUCGAACAAAAUGUUUUUUGAAAAAAUAUUUUGAUAUAUAAGCGAUAAUUAUUGUUAGAUAAUUCUGUUUAAUUUUAAACAAUUUGCAUUUUAAAUAAAUUUCAAUUAAAUAAAUAUUUGCUUUCUAUUUUUUUAUGAAUUGGGGAUUUUUUCAAAUAUCGAAAAAAAAUUUACUUAAACUCUUUCCAUAAGCGAAUAAAAUAUUUUUGUUCACUCACGGAGCAGGGGAAUUAGAUAUGCAUUAUGUUCUAACGACUUUGAUCAAAAAGGCAAAUUAAUUUACAUUUUUGAAAAAUAUUUUUUAGAGAGGACAUUAAAUAGAGACAAGCUUCAAGUGAUAUGAGCAGCGAAUUAUUGUUUAUUUGUUCUCAAAGAUGAAUCAUUAGCUAAAGUUAAGUUAAGUAAAACUAAAAGUAUUUCCGAUUAUAGCCUAGAGGCAAAUUAUCAAGAACAUCUUUGUAAUAAAAAAAUUCAGAACUUUGUUCCAAGUGAAAGCACAAAUUUUCUAAACUAUUUGCAACGCUUAAAAAAAUUAAAAAAACAAGAUAGCAAACUAUGCAUAAAUUUAUUAAAAUUUUGAAAAGAAGCCACAGCAAGUAAGCCUUCUCUCAGGAUAUUAAUAAAAUAUCUAAAUUUCAUUAAUUAUAGCAUAGAAUUCCUUAGCAAGGAAUACCCUCAAUUAAUGACCAAAUUUUUCAAUUCUAGAGAACCCAUUUCUCUUUAUUCAUCAUAUACAGGAGGAAUUCUUUAUAAUUAUGAAAAAUCAACUUUUCUUGACAACAAAUUUAGAGGUUUCAAUAGGGUUAUGCAGAAUUCUCAAAAUAAUUCAAAGAAUUUAGACUAUUUUAACGAGAAUAAUGGAAUCUUAAUUAUUUCAGCUGAAGAAGAAAAUUUUGGAGAAAUUUUUUACGCAAAUCAAAAAGCUGCAGAAAUCCUGAAAACUCCUUUACAAUUCCUUAUUAGCACCAGUAUGUCGGUUUUUAUUCCUAAUUGCUAUAAAGAAAUAUUUAGAAAAGAAAUGAGAUGAAAUGUUCAUUUCCAGCCGUACUCCGAAAGAGAUUUAAAUGAUGGAUUUUUUUUAACUCUUCCAACAGGUUUUCUAUUGGAAUGCAUAGGCAAAUCAUCAAUUACUUCUAUAAAUAAUUAUAUUGCCACUAUUUUAGUUUUUAAACCAAAGGAGCCUAAAUAUCAAUCUGCUCUAAUUUCAGAAUCAGGAGAAAUUUGCUGUCACUCGGAAUAUUUUUCAAAAUUUUCGAAUUUUAUUAAUAGCAAUUUAGUUGGAUAUUCUUUGAAAAAUUUGUACUCUGGCUUAGAAGAAUAUAAUUUAAAGCCGUUUACUCCGUACCGUUUAAGAAAUUUUGAAAAUGAAACAAUAUUAGUUAUAUCGCAUGUUCUAUUCAAUAAAGUUAAAGUUCCAUACGUAUUAUUGACAGAUGAUCUCGAAGAAAUAAAAAAAUGAAAAGAAGGUGCCUUUGAGUUGCCACAUGAUGAAGCGGAAGAAGAAAAAGGACAAGAAAACAGCCAAAUAUCAUUAAAUUUAUCAAUAUCGCUAGAUACAGAAGAGGAUAGCCCAGAAUUACACAAUAAUAUCGAGCAAGACUAUAUUGAUUCCAAUGCAAAUCUAAAACCAAUAAAUUUAAACGAAACCUCAGAAAUCGACGAAAAUAACAAAUUUGAAGAGAGACCAGGAGAAAGAUCCCCAACAUCCCACUCCUCACAAAAAUCCUUUCUUGAUAUGAUGAUAACAUCUUCAAGAUCGAUAAACAUUUUACACACAGUUUAUGUGAUUUCAGUAAUUUUUAUGCAGAUUUUGGUCGUAAUUGCUACAAAUAUUGCAGUUUUAAUUUUCGCUUAUAUAAAUAUCGGUUUCGUCAGUAGCAUCACAUUCCCAACCACUGUUGGAAAAUUAGGAAAUUAUUUCCAAAGUUUAGGAUUCAUGGCAAGAGUGCUUUAUUUUACUGGAUCUAAUAAUAUUGAUGUUAAAAAUGUUAUGUAUAAUGGCAUUAUAGCUGGCACUAAUGAACUAGAAAGCAUGUAUAGGGAGGCUGUAAAUAAUUUAGGAAACUGGGACUAUUGCUCAAGCCGAAGUAUUUUUACUGAUGAUAAAAUUAAUAUAUACAAUGAAGAAACCCAAAUUUAUAAAAAAACGAAUUUAUUGGAUACCACUGCAUUAUUUAUUAAAAAUGUAAAGCUUAUUUAG